AUGGUGAGAGAACGAGAGCGAAAUAAUUCAGCAAAUUCAGUAACUACGAGAGUUGCUUCAGCAAAUUCAGUAACUACGAGAGUUGCUUCAGCAAAUAUCAUAGUUGCUACAACAGUUACGGUAAUUGCUGCAACAACUACUAUUACUGUUGUGUUACAACAAUUAUCGAAGUUUCUGCAGCAACUAUUGAACGAUGGUGGUGGAGGAAAAAGAAUAAAAAUGCAAGAUAGUUAUGCAGAGGGAGGAAAUGAAGGUGAAUAUGGAAGAGGUGGCAAUGGUAGUAAUAAUAAUAGUGGAGGAAGGGGAGGUGGCGGCGGCAGCAGCAACAAAAAAGGUGUGGAGGAGGAGUGGUGGUGA
This is a messenger RNA of Capsicum annuum, 357 nucleotides long. RefSeq names its product cell wall protein IFF6-like. The record is from RefSeq and is a predicted model, not a curated record. Bases 1 to 357 code for a protein of 118 amino acids. The transcript is spliced from 3 exons. NCBI's taxonomy places the organism in Eukaryota, Viridiplantae, Streptophyta, Magnoliopsida, Solanales, Solanaceae.